AUGCCUCCUCCAACCCAGAGCCAAACACCAUCCCAAGCCCAAACGCAAAUGCCCGAUCUCACCUUCGAACGGAAAAACCAGGACAUGGUGAAACUGCCGAAAUACGCCCGCAUCACCAAACGCCCCAUCCCCCACGCCCCGAUCGCCUCCCCCUACGCCGGCCCCUCGAUCCCAAAAACAAUCUACAUUUCGUCGUCAACCCCCUACAUGAGCGCCGUCAAGCGCGUACAGAAGCUCCUCCGCCACGCCGAAAAACGCGCGACAACGUCCCUGGCAAACAAAACGAACAACACCAAACGCAAAUCCGCAUCGACGCAGCAGAAGAAGCUCGGCGCCGGCGAGCAAAACCAGCAGGAACGGCUUAUUGCCGCGCUGGCGAGGGGUGAAGAGCGCGAGCAGCUUUGUCAAGAGGAGGUCUUUGUUAAGGCUACCGGGAAGGCGAUGGGGGUUGCGCUGAAGGUUGGGAAGUGGUUUGAGAGGAAUGGGCGGGAGGCGGAGUAUCAGGUUCGUGUUAGCACGGGGAGUGUGCUUGUUGUUGACGAUGUUGAGGAGGAUGAGGGGGCUAAGGAGGGACUGCUGAGGGUUGGGCAGGGAGUGGAGGGGAAGGGUGCGGAUGCGGGUGCGGGUGGUCAGGGGAAAGGUGCCGCUGCGGAAGUCAGCGAGAAUAAGGGCGAUGAGACGACGACUAUGCUAGGCGAUACGACAAUUAUGACCGAGACCGAUGCUGCGAAGUCGUCGGGUCCUGCGGCUGCACCGACGAAGCCAAAGGCAGACCCGAAACCGCUCUCGAAAUCAGCACUGCGGAAACGAAAACGUGCGGCGAGUAUGGCUGCUUCACUUGCCGAGACCGAGUUGCCGGAGACCAGGACGCGCUGGGUCAACUCCGUUGAGGUAGCUGUGUCUUUGAAGUGA
This is a messenger RNA of Aspergillus mulundensis, 912 nucleotides long. RefSeq names its product ribonuclease P subunit p20 family protein. Gene Ontology annotation, cellular component: ribonuclease MRP complex; nucleolar ribonuclease P complex. NCBI's taxonomy places the organism in Eukaryota, Fungi, Ascomycota, Eurotiomycetes, Eurotiales, Aspergillaceae. Gene Ontology annotation, molecular function: RNA binding. The coding region runs from base 1 to 912 and encodes 303 amino acids. Gene Ontology annotation, biological process: intronic box C/D snoRNA processing; rRNA processing; tRNA 5'-leader removal. The transcript is spliced from 2 exons. The record is from RefSeq and is a predicted model, not a curated record.